Neurospora tetrasperma FGSC 2508 is the source of this 288-nucleotide messenger RNA. RefSeq lists its product as uncharacterized. Bases 1 to 288 code for a protein of 95 amino acids. The record is from RefSeq and is a predicted model, not a curated record. Lineage: Eukaryota; Fungi; Ascomycota; Sordariomycetes; Sordariales; Sordariaceae. The transcript has 2 exons.
AUGUAUUACUUCUCCCGCGGUGACUUUCGUGGCAAGCUGGUAGGUUGGUGCAGCGGGCACGUUUGUGUGGCCCCCCUCCUUCCUCCUGUUCCCCCCGGCUCUCAUGUACGCUACGCGUUCGAACCCGGUAGCUGUAAUCGAUACACACCUCUAACCGGCUACUUCAUCAUCACCUCCACCCGAGAGCACACCCUCGACACUCGAAAUGUUGCAAGCAGAGGGCAUCGAGAAGAACAGCCGAAGCGGAAGGAUCGACGAGGGGGAAGAUCAGGAAUGCAAAGAAAGUAG